Messenger RNA from Linum tenue, 1467 nucleotides. The record is from the annotation of a GenBank genome assembly. NCBI's taxonomy places the organism in Eukaryota, Viridiplantae, Streptophyta, Magnoliopsida, Malpighiales, Linaceae.
CUCGAAUAUUCCCCUUCCCCUUCUUCUUCAUCCACAACAGUAUAACUAUCCCCUUCCUUCCCCCAUUUCUCCCCUCUCAGAAACCCAUACCUCCUCCAAUUAAUUCCCUUCUCACUUCCUCUCUCCGCAUUUUCUCGCCGGCCAAACAUCCCCCCAUCUCUGCAAUGAAGUUCGGCAAGAGCCUCAGCACCCAGAUCGACGAGACUCUCCCCGAGUGGAGGGACAAGUUCCUCUCCUACAAGGAGCUCAAGAAGCGAUUGAAGCUCAUCGAGCCCAACAAGGCCGCCGCCGCCGGCGUGGGAGAUGAUAACAGACCCGCCAAGCGGCCGAGAUUGGAAGGCGGCGGCGAUUGCUCCUCCGCCUCCAUGACGGAGGAGGAGAUCGAUUUCAUCAGGCUCCUGGAGGACGAGCUGGAGAAGUUCAAUUCAUUCUUCGUCGAGAAGGAGGAAGAGUACAUCAUCCGAUUGAAGGAGCUGCAAGAUUCAGUAGCGAGAGCAAAGGACUCGAAUGACGAGAUCAUAACGAUUCGUAAAGAGAUUGUCGAUUUCCAUGGAGAGAUGGUUCUGCUCGAGAACUACAGUGCCCUUAACUAUACAGGACUAGCAAAGAUACUGAAGAAGUACGACAAGAGAACCGGGGCGCUAAUCCGGCUGCCAUUCAUCCAGAAGGUCCUGCAAGAGCCCUUCUUCACCACCGACUUGCUGAACAAGCUUGUUAAGGAGUGCGAGACGAUGCUCGACCGCCUGUUCCCUGUGAAAUUAGCAGCAGCAUAUGGAGCAGCAAGCCGAUCCUCGAGCGAUGAUGGUGAUGGAGGAUGCGCAGGUCCUUCAACCUCGGCUGCUACAAGCAAUGUCGAGGACGGAGUGCUUAACGUGCUCCCCAAGGAACUUGCGGAGAUCGAGCAGAUGCAGAGCUUGUACAUGAAGAGCUCCAUGUCUGCGUUGAGGAUUCUGAAGGAGAUUCGCAGCAGAAGUUCCACUGUGAGUGUGUUUUCGUUGCCUCCGCUUCAGGUGAGUGGGUUGGAGGAGCCUUGGAACAAAGCUCCCAUCUUGGAGCAGGUAGCCAAGUAGUAAAAGAAGAGCAGUUUGCAGAGAUAAAAAAAAUUAAAGUGUUUUCCUUCGUUUAUGUAAUCCCUGGUUAGUUUGUUUGUUUCAGUAGCUACCCACUUGUUCAUGCACAGCUUUUGUGCAUGGAGUUAGAGAAUGAUGAAUGAUAUGAUACUAACACAUUAGAGAGAUGUGUAAAGUGCUAAAAUAAGUGAAGGAUUCAAACCAGAAUAUCUCAGUUUAGUAUAAGCAAUAUAUUGGAUAAUUACACUUUUCUUUUGUAUACAUCAAAUUUGUGCUAAGUUUCUUGGACUAUUUAUAGUGGAUUCUGGUAUUAUACUGAAGGUCUCUGCAGAAUCAAUCUCUUCUGCAGAGUCUAGUUUAUUGAGAAAUGGGUUUGGGAACACAAUUUGGAAUGGAU